AUGGUGCGACUGAGGGAGAUUCCCCGGACGGCCACGUUCGCCUGGUCCCCAGGGGCUGCAUCGCCAUUGAUCGCUACCGGAACACGGGCUGGAGCUGUUGAUGCCGACUUCUCAAAUGAGACAUGUCUUGAGCUCUGGGAUUUGGGCUUGAGUAACCAGGUUGCCGGUGCGGAGCUCCAACCGGUAGCUAAGGUUGAUACCGAUUCGGGCUUCAAUGACCUCGCCUGGACGGAAUCCGACGAUAACUCCCGCGGAAUAAUUGCUGGUGGCCUUGAGAGCGGAUCCCUUGAUUUAUGGGACGCUGAUAAAUUGCUAAGCGGAGCAAGUGAUGCCGUCGUGUCACGAACGUCAAAACACUCAGGGGCCAUCAAAGCUCUACAGUUUAACCCCAAACAUUCAAACCUACUAGCCACUGGUGGCGCCAAGGGAGAGCUAUACAUCUCCGACCUUAAUAACAUUGAGAACCCCUACCGACUCGGAAGCACUACCGCCCGCGCCGACGAUAUCGAAUGCCUGGAUUGGAACAAGAAGGUCCCGCAUAUUCUGGUCACCGGUAGCAGUGCCGGUUUCGUUACCGUGUGGGAUGUCAAGUCUAAGAAAGAGAGCUUGACUCUCAACAACAUGGGACGGAAAGCUGUCAGCGCUGUCGCUUGGGACCCUGAGAAGUCUACCAAGCUUGUUACAGCGACGCCGCUCGAGUCGGAUCCCAUCAUCAACGUCUGGGAUCUCCGGAAUUCCCAUGCUCCAGAGAGAACCCUCCGCGGACACGAAGCCGGCGUGCUGUCGCUUUCCUGGUGUGCCCAAGAUCCCGACUUACUUCUUUCCUCCGGUAAGGAUAACCGCACCAUUUGCUGGAAUCCUCAAACUGGCGUCGCAUACGGCGAGUUUCCUGUCGUCACAAACUGGACCUUCCAGACUCGAUGGAACCCCCACAACCCGAACUUCUUCGCUACGGCCUCCUUCGACGGCAGAAUCUCUAUCCAGACUCUCCAAAACACCAGCACAGAAACCGCCAAGGCCGCUGCCGACCAGAAUCAAGCCCUUGAUGGAGAGGACUUCUUUGCAAAGGCGUCGAGCCAGCCCCAGGUUUCCAGUUUCUCACUGCCCAAGGCCCCGAAGUGGCUUGAGCGGCCUUGCAGUGUUGCCUUCGGCUUUGGCGGUCGGGUAGUCUCUGUGAACUUGGCGGAUAAGAAUGGCCGUGCGUCCAAGAUCAAGAUCACUCCGUUUGAGGUUGAUGAGGCGGUUGGAAAGUCUACCGAGACCUUUGAGAAUGCGCUGAAGGAAGGCGAUUUGAAGAGUAUCUGUGAAAUCAGGGUCGCGGAUGCCGCCACGGAGGAAGAAAAGGCCGACUGGAAAGUCAUUGAGGCUCUGCUUUCCGAGGAUCCCCGCAAGGGUCUAAUCUCGUACCUCGGUUUCAAUGAUCAAGCUGACGAGGUUUCGGAGGGAUUGGCCAAACUUGGCCUCAGCAAGGAGGAGGAUGCCAACGAAGAGUCAUCACCCAAAACAUCCCGCGGGCCGGGAGCGAAGAAGCACAAGCGCUUGCAGUCGAUGUUUGACGCAACACCUGACGACGACAACUUCCUCUCCGAUCUGGCCGCAUCCAAAGGCGCCAAGACAAACAAUCCUUUCCAGAUCUUCAACGGUGCUGAGUCCGAAGCUGACAAAGCCAUCACCAGGGCUCUGCUCCUCGGCGACUUUGAAAAGGCGCUUGAUCUCGCCCUUAAGGAGGACCGUAUGUCCGAUGCUUUCAUGAUCGCCAUUUGUGGCGGCGAGAAGUGCAUCGAAAAGGCUCAGGAGCACUACUUCUCCAAGCAAACAAACAGUCCGAACUACGUGCGUCUGCUUGCUUCCGUCGUCGGCAAGAAUCUCUGGGAUGUUGUAUAUAAUGCCGAGCUGUCCAACUGGAAGGAAGUUAUGGUUGCCCUGUGCACGUUCGCUGACGAUAAGGACUUCGCCGAUCUCUGUGAUGCCCUUGGUGACCGUCUGGAGGAACAGAUCCGAAGCACGGGCGACAAGGCUGGUCGCAAGGAUGCCUCUUUCUGCUACCUUGCCGGCUCCAAGUUGGAGAAGGUGGUCGCGAUCUGGAUUGAGGAACUGAGCGAGGGCGAGCAGACGGCUAUCGAAACUGCUACCGAUGACACCAGCUUCUCAAUCCACGUCCGUGCUCUGCAGUCGCUGAUCGAAAAGGUCACCAUCUUCCGUCAGGUUACCAAGUUCCAGGACACGGAGCGUACCAAGGAAUCGGACUGGAAGCUCAGCGUUCUUUAUGAUAAGUACAUUGAGUACGCUGAUGUUGUCGCGACUCACGGCCGCCUGCAAGUCGCGCAGAAGUACCUCGACCUUGUCCCGGAGAAACACCCCGAAGCCGAAAUCGCAAGGAACCGAAUCAAGUUGGCGACGAGGCAGCCUACCACCAAGGCCCAGCCUGCCGCCGCUACCACUAGGGCUGCAAGCAAGCCCCUUCCCCAGCCAAGCACAUAUCAACCCGCGGCAACCUUCUCCGCGGGAGCCAGAUCUGCGACUCCAACAUCUUAUGCUCCUCCAGCCCCCGCUCCCGCACCGGCUUCAAACCUAUACGCCCCUCCGACGGCCGCUGCAAAUCCCUAUGCUCCUGCUGGUGCUGCUGCUCCUGUGCCACCGCAGCCCACAAACCCCUACGCGCCAGCAGGUGGCAGCUAUGCUCCUCCCGCAGGCUAUCAACCCCGGCAACAGUCGUUUGGUGCUCCUCCUCCACCUAUGGCCGGCACGGUGCCUCCUCCUCCUCGCGCUUCAACACAAUCUCCUGCCAUUACCACAUACACCACCGCUACAAAUCUACCUGCGUGGAAUGACUUGCCCGAGGGAUUCAGCAAAGCUCCCAUGUCACGCAGAGGAACUCCCGCGGCUGCUGCGCCUAUCGCCUCACCCUUCCCGAACCAGUCCUCUCCAAUCACGCAAGGCCCUCCGCCUGUUGGCGCCGGCCCUCAACGGACAGGCUCAGUUCCGCCUCCACCAAAGGGCGUUCCUCCACCCCCACGGAUGACCUCACCACCAUCAAUAAGCCAGGCACCACUGGGAUCGCUUGCCACAGCUCCUCCACCGCCCGCCAACCCGUAUGCCACCUUGCCAACAUCCCCGCCCGCUACGAUGGCGCCCCCAGCAUCAAUCCCGCGUGGGCCCUCCCCUUACAAUGCCCCACCAUCCAUGCCCCCGCCAACCAACCGCUAUGCACCAAGUCCGGCCGCUCAAUCAGCCAGUCCACAGCUUCAGACACGGGUGGCAGCCAACCCAUACGCUCCUAGCACACCACCUCCCAUGCAGGCUCCAGUGCAGCAGGUCCCACCGCCUCCUCAGGGCCCGGGCUCUCGACCCAGCACUGCCUCUUCGGUGAAGAAGGCUGCUCCCGCAGCACCCAAAUACCCCCCCGGUGACCGCUCCCAUAUCCCCGCCGAUGCUCUACCAAUCUUCGAGAUUCUCUCAGAAGACAUGCAGCGUGUCAAGGCCCGAGCCCCCUCCACCUUCAAGGCACAGGUCGACGAUGCCGAGCGGAGAUUGAACUUCCUCUUCGAUCACCUUAACAACGAAGACCUGCUGAAACCCAACACUGUCCAGGAUAUGGUGCAGCUCGCUCGCGCCAUUCAGGCCCGUGACUACGAAACCGCUCGCACAAUCCACGUUGAUAUCAUGACGCACCGAAAUGACGAGUGCGGCAACUGGAUGGUCGGUGUCAAGCGUCUCAUUAGCAUGAGCAAAGUAACUCCGUAG
Molecule: messenger RNA, 3744 nt
Organism: Aspergillus calidoustus
Lineage: Eukaryota; Fungi; Ascomycota; Eurotiomycetes; Eurotiales; Aspergillaceae
Source: the annotation of a GenBank genome assembly